Molecule: messenger RNA, 3018 nt
Organism: Cornus florida
Lineage: Eukaryota; Viridiplantae; Streptophyta; Magnoliopsida; Cornales; Cornaceae
Product: DNA-directed RNA polymerase II subunit RPB2-like
Biological process (GO): DNA-templated transcription
Cellular component (GO): RNA polymerase II, core complex
Molecular function (GO): DNA-directed RNA polymerase activity; DNA binding; ribonucleoside binding
Source: RefSeq, a predicted model, not a curated record
UCAAUUCAGUUUGUACCCACAAGACUUUCCUUGUAAUAACAUGCCUCAAGCAAAGUACUCUACAAAGUUAGUGUAAGAAAAUCUUGUAUGGCUGCCCAAUGCAGAGAGUUAAAAAGUAAACAUAAAAGUAACCGUUGUAUAUAAAAUAACGGCACUCAGCAAUACCAGAUUCAAACAUGGUAAUAGAGCCUCGAGCUGUAACCGAGACUCCAUUAAGAUUGUGGGGGAGGACGAGGUGGAGGCUUGAUGUGUCACGACAGUAGAUUUUCUCCGCUUUGCUCUGGGCGAUUACGGUUUUAUGGUUAAAGGAGUGUCAACACAUAAAUGCCAAGAACUUCUCUAACAAAAGAAGGAAUGUCCCAUUCAAUCCAAGCUCUUCUUGCAGCAGCAGGGUCCUUCAGAUUCAGCAAAAUAAUUCUAGCUCUGAAAAAAGACACAAAUUUUAUUCAGAACAGAGGAUUGGAAAGGACAAUUUAUGAAGGAAUGCAAAUCCGGAGAGGAAACAUGUGGAAUGAACUUCCACCUUGGAAUGGAAAAUGGGUUACAUAUGAUAUGGGACCAAGUGGAUGGCGAAGGGAUUGUAGGGUGGGAAUGUGGGAUAGGUACUCGACAAUAUGUCUGAGAGAAAAGAAAAGAAAAAGUUGCAGCUCACGUGGCGGAAGACAUGCCAUGGACUGUCGAAGGCAUCACCCCUGACAUUAUUGUGAAUCCGCAUGCUAUCCCAUCUCGAAUGACAAUUGGGCAGCUUAUUGAGUGCAUCAUGGGUAAAGUUGCAGCUCACGCGGGGAAGGAAGGAGAUGCUACUCCCUUCACGGAUGUUACAGUGAGUUGUACUCUCUCAGAAUUUUCUUCUUCUCUAUCUCUCUUUUCUUUUUCUCUUGAUAGGUAAGACAAACCACCCACUUAGUCUUAAUUGGACCUAAACCCUCAACCUCAUUUUUGAGAGAUGGAGGAGGUAGCACUUAAGCUAAUGUUUGGAUAUACUCUCUCAGAAUCAUGGCUCAUGAGAUACUGAAAUAAAAGCACUUUCGCAUAUUUAAACAAGUCUAUACAUUUUUGUAUUUGUUGGGGAUAGAAUGCAUGUCCUCUUACAUUAGUAGAAGAUUUGUUAGUAAGCUCAAGAGCUCCACUUGGUGGGAUGAUGGUAGCAAAUCCAACUAGAAUAAGGUUUGUUUGGUAGAAUCCAUAUCUGUCUGUUGGGUUGAAUCCGUUGUAGAGGAAAUCAAUGGAUUGAGAAGGCACAACAUUAUCAAAAAGGAGGGAGAGAAGAAGAGCUACGUAAAUGGGAGCAGCCAUGGAGUUAAUAAACCUACUCUUGGGGCUAUGAGAUCAAGCAUUGAUUCUCAAUCCAAAGGGAACUUGCUACACCAUCCUGUUUCAGUUCUUAAGUGGCCAUUCAUGCACACUCUGAAAAAACAUAUCAAGAACUAGGUAUUGGUUGUGCUGCUAGUGCAUCCUUUUGCAAUACCGCCCAUAGUUUCAUAUUGGUCUAAAGGAUUAUAUGCUUUACUUUCUUUCACUGCGCCAAUCAAGCUAUAAGCUGCCGAAGGAUCUCACUGCUAAUUAAGUAACCUAGCUUCAAGCAGUACUUGAAUAGCCAAGGGUCUUUUAACAUGCAACUUAAAAGAAACACUAAGAAUCACCUGAGUAAAAUGGUUGCGAGGAAUCAAGGAAAGAUGGGCUGGCGAGUGGCUGUAUUUGAGGAACAGAGGGCCUUCUUGCAGCCAAUUGUUAGUCCGGAAGAGAGUUUCUGAACCAUUUUUAUCCCUGCUUUUGAUUAAGAAGGGCAUUGCUAAGGAUCUCAGCUGAAGUAGCUUUUUCCAUAUCAACUGCUUUGUUGAGACCAUCUAUGCUUUGGUCAGAUAUAUCUUAGUAAGCCAAUGAUGUCAGAUGGAGAAACUGUGACUUUGUUUCUGAAGGCAGCGAGAUUGAGGAAUCUAACAUACUCGGCUCCAUUGUUUGUGGAUGUCACUAAGAGAGUGAUAAAGAAAGGGCAUGAUGGUGAAGAAGUAACUGAAACUCAAGAUUUUACUAAAGUCUUCGUUGGGAAGGUUCCUAUAAUGCUCUGGUCGAGCUACUGCACAUUAUAUCAGAAUUCAGAGAAAGAUUUGACGGAUCUGGGAGAGUGUCCAUAUGAUCAAGGUGGGUAUUUCAUUAACAAUGGGAGUGAAAAGGUUCUAAUUGCUUAGGAGAAGAUGAGCACCAAUCACGUUGUGUUUAAGAAGAGGAAGCCAAACAAGUAUGCCUAUGUGGCAGAAGUCCGAUCAAUGGUGGACUCCCAGAACAGGCCACCCAGUAGCAUUUUUGUGUGGAUGCUUUCACGGACUAGUGCCAAAGGGGUAUGGGCAUUAAAUAUGGUGUUUAGGGGUGUUUUUUGGAGCACUUUUUUAUUUAUUUAUUUUUUUUUUUGCCUUUUGAAUUCUUAUGGAAUUUAUGAAUUUUUUUUGUUGUUUUUGGGUAUGUUAUGUAACUGCAGGGCUCCUACCCUUCCGUACAUUUGGACUGAGAUUCCUAUUAUUAUUGUGCUUCGGGCAUUAGGAUUUGUUGCUGACAAAGAUAUAUUUGAGCAUAUUUGCUAUGAUUUCUCUGACACUCAUGGAGUUGCUACGACCCUCCUUGGAAGAAGCAUUUGUAAUAUAAAAUCAACAGGUUGCACUGUACUACGUCGGGAAACGAGAGGCCACUGUUGGUGUCACAAAUGAAAAGAGGAUUAAAUAUGUGUUAUGAAUGCUGGCUGUUGCUAUACACGAGUGUAAAGCUGUCUUUUGUGCUUCUUUUUUUGUUUAAGGAGAGUCUCCUGUUCAUUUACUUCGUAGGUAUGCCAAAGAGAUCCUCCAAAAGGAAAUGCUUCCUCAUGUUGGUGUAGGAGAGUAUUGUGAGACAAAGAAAGCUUACUAUUUUGGAUAUAUUAUUCACCAGCUUCUGCUACGUGCAAUUGGACGAAGGGCGGAGGAUGAUAGGGAUCACUAUGGCAAUAAGAGACUCGAUCUUGCUGGUCCUUUGCUUGGUGGCCUCUUU